CCCCAAGAUUGCCUCGGCUAUUCGAUGGUCGCCGCAUUACCGCUGCAAAGGAUAUUUUAACUUUUUUAUCCUUAACUCUAACAAAGAAUCCGCACCAUUACCCUCCAAUUGUCCAAAGGCAGGAAAGUAAAAGGGUAGACAGGCCCUACUGCUAAGCUUGGCAGCCCGAACUCGAUGGGCCAGGGUAGGCAUUUCCUCUCAGUCUAGCACGUACAGCCCCAACGAGCAUCAAGAUUCGAGGUAAUAGAGCAAGACAUUGGACAACGUGGAGGAAAGAGAUCCUUUGUCUCUUCGUCAUCCAUUUCUAGUGUAGUGAGCUUUUCAAAGGAACAAAUAUUCUCAGUUCUCCCCUGGAGAUAGAAAGGGUGAGACAUGUCGAAACUUCUAUGCAGUUCGCAUUUGAAUGCUUUCCAUCGCCGGAGCUUCUCUGCGAUCCUAUUGAAAUCUCCAUUUCCGAUCCAAUGCAUUCAUUUUUCAUCUCAUCUUAUUGAUUUCGAACGGCAAAUAGCGUUCCCUCUCUCGAAACGGCGAGUUCUUUUACAAUCUUUCUCCGGUUCAAUUCACCACCGGGACUUAUCAGUUCGAGCUUUUGAAUCGAGUUCUGAAACUAAGGAAGAGAGUCAGAAGGAUGCGGAAGCUUCUGAUGAAUCAAAAGCCAAGUCUGUGGAUGAUAAUGGAAGCUUGAUAGGGUCGAAGGAUGAUUAUCCUAGUGGUGAAUUUGAGUUCAGGGAGAUCAGUGGAUGGAAGAGCUUUGUUGUGAAGCUUCGGAUGCUUUUUGCAUUCCCAUGGGAACGUGUCAGGAAGGGCAGUGUUUUAUCCAUGAAAUUGCGAGGACAGAUAUCUGAGCAGCUAAAGAGCCGUUUCUCUUCAGGGCUGUCUCUACCACAAAUUUGUGAAAAUCUUAUAAAAGCAGCAUAUGAUCCUCGUAUCUCUGGUAUCUAUCUUCAUAUUGAAGCCUUAAACUGUGGGUGGGGAAAAAUAGAAGAGAUAAGGAGGCAUAUACUGGAGUUCAGGAAAUCGGGUAAGUUCAUUGUGGGAUAUGUCCCAGCCUGCGGAGAGAAGGAGUAUUACCUCGCUUGUGCUUGUGAAGAGCUUUAUGCUCCUCCUAGUGCUUAUUUUGCCUUGUAUGGUUUGACAGUUCAAUCAUCGUUCCUCGGGGGUGUUUUUGAGAAAGUAGGGAUUGAGCCUCAGGUGCAACGGAUUGGAAAAUAUAAAAGUGCUGGGGAUCAACUUUCACGCAAAAGCAUGUCAAAAGAAAAUUGUGAGAUGUUGACUGCAUUGCUUGAUAACAUUUAUGGAAAUUGGCUGGAUAAAGUUUCGUCGACUAAAGGAAAAAGCAGACAAGAAAUUGAAAACUUCAUUAAUGAAGGAGUUUACCAAGUAGAAAGGCUGAAACAAGAAGGUUGGAUAACAGAUAUACAUUACGAUGAUGAGGUUAUCACUAUGUUGAAAGAGAAACUGGGAGUGAAGGCGGAGAAAAAUCUCCCAACAGUUGAUUACAAGAAAUACUCUAGAGUUAGAAAAUGGACUCUUGGCUUGUCAGGGGGCAAAGAGCAAAUAGCUGUGAUCAGAGCCUCUGGAAGCAUUAGUCGUGUUCGUAGUCCAUUAAGUUCGGGUAUUAUUGGUGAACAGUUCAUUGACAAAAUCCGUAGCGUAAAAGAGUCAAAAAGAUAUAAAGCUGUUAUUAUACGAAUUGACAGCCCUGGAGGCGAUGCUCUUGCUUCUGAUUUAAUGUGGAGAGAGAUCAGACUUCUUGCUGCCUCUAAACCUGUCAUUGCAUCUAUGGUUGAUGUGGCGGCAAGUGGAGGUUACUACAUGGCAAUGGCAGCAGGAACAAUUGUUGCAGAGAAUCUUACCUUAACAGGCUCGAUUGGAGUGGUCACAGGAAAGUUUAAUUUGGGUAAACUAUAUGAAAUGAUAGGCUUCAACAAGGAUAUAAUAUCAAGAGGGAAAUAUGCUGAGCUCACAGCCGCUGAACAACGCCCUUUCAGGCCAGAUGAAGCUGAACUAUUUGCCAAGUCUGCACAAAAUGCAUAUAUACAGUUUCGAGACAAGGCAGCUUUUUCAAGAUCAAUGACAGUAGAUCAGAUGGAAGAAGUUGCUCAAGGAAGGGUGUGGACUGGUAAGGAUGCAGCUUCCCGAGGUUUGGUUGAUGCCAUUGGUGGCUUUUCUCGUGCCGUAGCCAUUGCAAAACACAAGGCCAACAUACCCCUGGACAAACAGGUUUCACUAGUUGAGCUGUCAAGACCCUCACCUACUUUGCCAGAGAUCUUGAGUGGAAUCGGGAGUUCCGUACUUGGUGUAGACAGGACUGUGAAAGAACUGUUGCAAGACUUGACAUUUUCUGAUGGAGUCCAGGCCAGAAUGGAUGGAAUUAUGUUUGAAAGAUUAGAAAAAGCUUCUUUUGCCAACCCCAUAUGUGCUUUGAUAAAGGACUACCUAGGCUCUCUUUGACCUCAAACGGGCGAAGCUUUGUUUCAAUCAUCUAUUUUUUUUUCCUGGCAUAUGGUAAACGAAGUAUUUUUAAAGUUAUGAUGAGGCUUCCAGUAUGCAAGAAAGAAACAGGUGAUCAUCCUACUGAAUUCAAGCAAGGAGCAGAAGCCUUCGAUUCAUUUUAUUUUACUUCACACACAAAUCCUUCUUUGUCCUGGAUGCAUGGUAAAGAGACGGAUUUACCUUCAGAUCUAUACCAAUGGUUGAACAUUAUGUUAUACUUGUACAUAGAAUUCAAAGACAUAGGUUCCAAAUGCUGUUGGAUGUACCAUCUGAACUUUUAUAACUAAAUGAGCCAUACUUCUGUCA
Molecule: messenger RNA, 2802 nt
Organism: Macadamia integrifolia
Lineage: Eukaryota; Viridiplantae; Streptophyta; Magnoliopsida; Proteales; Proteaceae
Product: serine protease SPPA, chloroplastic
Exons: 13
Coding region: 373-2454 (693 amino acids)
Biological process (GO): proteolysis
Molecular function (GO): peptidase activity
Source: RefSeq, a predicted model, not a curated record